GAUAGACCCAAGAGAUAUUGUUCGUCUUGUUGCAUCUCACUGCUCUAGAAAAUACAUCAUCUUUUUCAACUAGUAGAUCGAAACAACUAGAAAAGAAAAGAACUCAACAGAUUCUUCAAUCAGUAGAAUCACCACUCUCAAGCAACAAGAUGGCUCCCCGUGCAUCUUCCAAAAAAAAGAUGAACUCCAAGAUGAAAAACUACUCCAAGAAGAUGAAGAAGCAAGGGAACAACAAGAUGCUGAGCAAGAAGGCCCUCGCGUUGAUUCUGGGAGGUGCUGCUUCGGGUGUCGCUGCUGAUAUCCUUGACGAGAUCGUCAAGGAUGCCAUCCUUCCGACUCGUGCCCACGUUGAUUAUGGUUAACAAUAGCUUCCCGUAGCGAGGUUGUCUCCCGUAGUAAUGUUGCCAACAGCAUAAAAAUGCUAGGAGGUUGUCUCUCGUAGUAAUGUUAUUUAACAAUACGAUAAUAAAUGCUAGGUUGUACAUCUACGUACAGCAGUAGAACAAAAGGAUACCUGAGCAAGAAGAGCUACCUUGAGGAUUGACCAGUUCUACGUUGAAAAAUGUAUAGAAAUCGCAUCAAUUCUUGUAUAACAGCAAGAAGGACCUCUAAGUUGAAGCGCAUGCUGAGAAGCUUGAGACGAUGGGAAUGGAUGUGAACCAAUACCUGAGUGCAGCCAAGAAGGUGAUUGACACUUUUGCUAAGAAUGAAGUGGAAAAGGCCCUCUCAGAGGGACGCGUGGAUGGUGGUGAGGGAAAAGAAUUGAGAAUGCCGCCCAAGCAGAAGUACACUCAUAAGCAUCCCAAUGAGACCUUGGAUGCGGAAGAAACAGCAGCCGAAGAUUGGACUAAGAGGCUUGAUGGUCUCCUUCCGAAAGUGGAACUGCAGAAGGUGAACGUUGAAGGCAAGACACGCUUUAUGGUCUUGAACAAAUCUUCUAUAAUUCUCCUCAAUUUAUCUUCUCGCUACUGUAACCUUUUCAUGUCUCUCCUACUUAGGUCGGCUCCACCACCAGUAAUAUAAUGAUUGAAAUUGAUGUAGUAGCAAAUACAAAUAGCUUUGAUUAGUCAGCACUCCGCAUUUUCUUCUUCUAAUGCGUUCCAUCUUGCAACUUCGUGGCGUGACCCGCUUUUGUACAAGGAUGUUCCGGAAAGCGAGACUUUCAAAGGUUGGAGUUUCAGUGAAAAGGAUGCCAAGUUCCGUUUCGCGGCCUUUGAAAACGAGGAGACUGCUGUCCGAGUGGAUGAAGCUGCGAAGAACCCAGAGCUUCGACCACAGCUGGACAGUGCGUACUGGUAUCCUUCGGUACCGGCUGGUCCUCCACUAAGCGGGCCACACAACGAGGAGAUCUAUAUUCCCUCGGCACAACUUGAACAAGAGAGCGCGCCGGUGACCCCGUGUCUCUUGGUCGAGUACGAGAUGCGUUCCGUUGAAGAAUAUAACGAGGACUUGGCGAAGGACGAGAUGCAGUUAAGGCUACCAAGCGAGCAUCCUCAACAUCAUCCCUGCCCCAUUUUCAAGAGGGAAAUGGAUCCAGGGAUGGCCUCAGGGAUGCACGUUGGUAGCUCUAAUGCAGGUCGACGACGGCGCAGAGGCUCAAGUGGUUCAAGAUUUAUUCUCUCCGACAGAAGCAACAGCAAAAUUUCGCCUGGGAAAGUCUUUGACUUCUGAUGACUCAACUAUGGCCACUCUCAGUUAUUUACCACCAUCCUCAACGGUGGAAAUCUUUUGCAGAGUAAUUAUACUGUACACUGGACUUCUAGGUGUAAUUGAUUUUAUCUUCACAACAUUUACAUAAAAUAUCUUCUUGAUGUCUUUCUGUUUUUAUCAACUAAAGCUCCCCGUUGAGCAGAAGCAGUAAACUGAGCUGAAGCUGGUCACGGUAAAUUUCAAAGCACAUGGGAGAACAUCUUCAAGAAAAGUCAACACAAAAAUCUAGGAUCUUCUAAGAAGAAGUUAGGAUCUGAUCUUCGUCUUCUUCUUCGUCUACUACAGAGAAAGGUCUUUGCCAAUCCAACCCUGGGCUUACUCGUUGAAAGACAAUAACCCACCCAUCUCCCCCUCGGCUUUCCUUGUGCAAUAAAGUUUCACUUACCCCAAGAGUGGGUAAACCACUACUACUACUACUAGUCAUCUUCUUCCACUUCUAAUUUCGAAGAUGUUUGGAAUUUCGUGAAGCGUUUGGUGGAGGGCCGGGCGAACCCUGGAACGGCGCUAUCCAUUGCUCCCCAACCUAAAAUGCGAUCACUCAACGCAAGCUUGCCUCUCAAUGGUGCGGACCGGAAUCAGAGACAAAUGGGAGUGCUGGCGCACCCGAACCCUUUUGAGCUCGCAAAGGUGAUCCCU
Amoebophrya sp. A25 is the source of this 2346-nucleotide messenger RNA. The record is from the annotation of a GenBank genome assembly. Lineage: Eukaryota; Dinophyceae; Syndiniales; Amoebophryaceae.